AUGAAGAUGCCGAGACAAAUCUCUGCUGCUUUUCUAUUCACUUUGCUUGCUAAUAUAGUUGUAAGGGUGGAUUCCUCCAACUACGCUAGCUUUGAAUCCGGUGAUGGCAAUUUUCGAUUGCAAUGGACAUACAACAGCAACACGUUGUUUUUCAACAUGACAUGUAAAACUACAGGCUGGUGUGCAGUGGGUUUUACUACUUCCGCUGAUGGGAAACGCAUGAAGAAUUACGAUAUCGCUCUUGGUGGAGUCACCUCUAAUCAUUCCCAAUAUAUUUUUGUAAGUAUGGUAGAAAUUUAAUUUAAUUUAAGAUUGGGUUGAUUGGGUCGGGUCGGGUCGGGUAGCCUUUGGCUAUAUUUUAAGAAAGAUAGGGUUAGGGUUAUUGAGGAAGGUUAUUGGAAGGCCGUUGUUUGUGGAUCCUCUGAGGUUUUCCAUUUUGUUAUCGUCAACCAAAACUGGGACGGUAGUAGACGUACUUCAUAAACUCGCUAUAUAAUCUUUUCCUUAUGGCUCGCCCAUCGAUCUACAAAGUUACUACUUUUGAUUUCAGCUGUAUAAAUUAGAAAGGUUUCGUGGAGGUGUGUUGAUUGCUUUAUGGCGACUUUGCAGCUUCGCCGUGCCAGCAACGUUGGCAUUUUCAGUGAUUGAUAGUUUGAAGAGCCGGAGCAUAAGUUGCAACCCCGCCACAUUUAACUUUAUCCCGAAGCGUAACUUUGACUGAUCUUAACUCGUUUCAGUUGCGAAUUUGCUCUGUUUAAGUUGAAAGUGUUUCUUGCUGUUUUCCGAGGGAGAGUGAUCAAGACUCUUGCAUGUAAACUCGAGGUUUUUCCCUGAAUAGAAUUGGACAGGUCGGUAAAUCAACAGUUCUGUUAUGCAAACGACCAGCCUGCAAACACAUAGGUAUUUCCGGUCGUCGCUUCUCUCAGAAAUACGCCUGGCUACCAAACGACGAAACGGCGAGGCAUGUGAAAGCCGGGAGGGGGCGUUCGAAACGGCUGAGCCAAAUCUGAUCGACGGAACUAUUCGAAAACUGGAAAAAUUACGCAACAAGAAGUCAAAUAAACAGCAUAUUUACCAUAGCUUGCAAAACAGACCUUUUCUUUCGUGUUUUUUAGGAAAGCGAAGGCAAGCGCGAAGCGAGCGUGGAGCGCGAGACGCUCGCGAUCGAGGAGGCGGCGAGAUCGUCUUUCUCCGCAACAUAUGUUCCACCAAAGGUAGCCCAGGCUUGAAAUAAUAGCAUCGGCGAACAUCGACAUUGCUGCAUAACAUUCGAAAUAUCAGGAUUUGUAUGGAAAAAAAACCUAUCGUUUCCGUAACCGACGAAAAUGAAAGGAUUUCAAUAAUAAACAGCUUACCUUACAUAACAUGUGUGUUACGUUUCUCCUGUGUGGUCCAUGGGCCGAUUUAUGGUCGUUUAAUGGGUUGUACUGUUAACGGUUUUCUCUCUAUAUAAAGGUUUACCAAGCUUGGUAAACAUUUAUAUAGAGAGAAAACCGUUUACAGUGCAACCUCGUCCCCAGGGCGUUUUUCCCUGGCUUUGGAGGUGGGGGUUGUUGACGGUACAACCCAUAAAUCGGCCCAUGUACCACACAGGAGAGACGUAACACACAUUUUAUGUAAGGUAAGAUGGUUUUUAUUGAAAUACUUUCAUUUUCGUAAGUUACGGAAACGAUAGGUUUUUUCCCAUAAAAAUCCUUAUAUUUCGAAAUCAAUGUUGCGCAACAAUGCCGAUGUUCGCCAAUGUUCAUAAUUCGAGGUUGGCUACCUGUGGUUCCACACUUAUUAAAUCGGAAUGUUUUUCUUAAUCAAUUAUUUUUUUGUUUAUUAAUUUUUCAUUUGUUUGUUUGUUUUUUAUUUUCGUUUUUUUUUUCAUUCAAAACUUUACAUUUUAAGAGUAAGAUGACGGAGAGAGAGUCUUUGCCAAAACGACUAGCAGAAAAACAACUUAACCUUUCAGCUGACAAAAUUUCUUUUAUAUCUGCUGUUUCGUAACAACAAAUAUGCUAGUUCGUAACAAAGCAGCCAGUCUACGUCAUUUUAUUGCACCUACUAUAAUCAUUAUGAAAUAUCCUCUCAAUCAUUUAUUAAUUUUCACCUCGAUGAUUUGCGAUUUUAAGAGCACUCCGCAUAAGAAACUACGCGAACCAAAGUAGUUGCAAGACGACUUUUUUGGUUAAAAUUAUUUGCUCACCACGUCUGCAAGCUACACCAGGCAAAAUAUCAGUCAGAACUACAAAGUACCAAUGUUGCGGCGAAAGCUGGCGAGGUCCCCCCCCACCCCCCAAAUAAAAAAUAAAUACGGUACAGUUAAACCCCGUUAAUACGGUCACCAAUGUGCCAAAAAAGUGGCCGUAUAAAUAACGAGGUGAACGUAUUACCAAGGUGGCCGUAAGGCGGAGUUUCACUGUAUAACACGCAGUUUGGCUGAAAAAGCUCUUAGUAAUGGUAACAGGACUGAGUGGAGUCCAAUUCGGUCUGUAAUCAUACGAGUGAUUAACAAAAUCGGACGACCGCAUAGCGGGAGUCCGAUUUGUUUAAUCACGAGUAUGAUUACAGACCGAAUUGGACGACACGAAGUUCUGUUACCAAUUAAUCAUAACUUUAACAAAAUUCGUGAUAUAUAGGGCUCUUUUUAAAUCAAAACACUAGAAAUUCCAAGAUUUUUUCGCUAGCAAGGAAAAAAAAGCCAUUUAAGCGCGCGCGUGAUGGCGCGUACUGUCCUAUUAAACUGUCCUAUUAAGGCUGAAAUCAGGGCAGUUGAGAAUCAAUCAGAUUUGAGGAUUUUAUUAUAGUUAUGAUUAAUAAAGGAACGAUCAUUAAUCUUUUUAACGAGGAGUGUUUUCGCUGGGUGAUUUACAUGAUUUAGUUUGAGGAGAAAUUUUUUUUUAAGCCUAUGAUCUGUUAUUAUUUUUUGGUUAAAAUAAUAUGCAAGAUUUCCGAGAUAUAUAUUUUUUUCUUGCUGAAAACAGCCCAAUCCGCGCAACUCAUAAGAUUUAUAAGAGGGUCCCAAUGGUCUUAACCGUACGUUUGCCAAAAAAAUCCAAUAAUUUAUUCAGCGAACUGUUAAGUCUUGCGAGGACCAUUUGCACACACAGCAGCGAAAAAUAAACAAAUCUUUAAAUUUAGGGCACUUCUUACAGCCAGUGAUUUUACUAGUUGGUCUACAUUUUGAAGAUAUACCUACUGAAUAUCCUUUGUUAGGGGCGGGAGAUGGAUGGGACAACACUUAUUCGAAGGGGGCACUUAGUAAGUAAUCUUUUUAGCCUUAAGGGAGGCAUAAAUUCCGACCGGAUUAAUGUUAAAUCUUGUUCCCUAAAACCUUCAGCAGAUACAAAAUUAAACGUAGAACUGGAGGCCACGAUAAAAGACCAACAAAUACUGAAACAGAUAGGAAGGUAUUAAAAGUGCGAUGCUUUAUUUUCAAACUGUAACCGACAGGGGUAUCAGAGUGUUUCCACUGUAACGCCCAACAAAGAUCCAACUCCAGAUUACAAGCUCACAGCCGCCAGUGAGGAAAACGGAUAUACAAGAGUGGAGUUUAACAGAGUUGCUACAACUGAUGAAGAAGAUGAUCCGCAUGAUGUACAGUUUACGGUAAAAAUUAGUCUUGUUAUGAUGUUCAAAGAAGUGACGUAGCGGUUUCUAUAUGAUACAAAAUUUAUUAAUUUAAUUUUAUCCAAUUUUAUAUAUUGUUUCUAAUCCAUUUUAAGCUCAUCCACCCUUAACUACCCUUAAUCCUUUGUAUAAUUCUCUAUUGCCUCUUCGCUUUCUUUCUAUUUUUAUGACCACACUGUCAUUUCCAUGUUCCUAAUUCAACUUUAAGUUAAUUUUGGAAAUUGUAAAAUAAUAGUGCUGCGUCACUCUCGUUUUCACUGGCUUCUCCUUAGAAAUUUCUACUGGAAGCGAUGAGCGUUACGUAUGUUCAGAUUCAAGAAAAUGGGUGGACACAAAAAGUCUCAAUAAAAACGUCUUACAAGAUUUUCAUGGGAAAAUGUUGGGUUACUUUUCUCCUGUGUGUUUUUUUUCCUGAUCUAAUCCUAUAAGCGAUUUCUUUAUGAGUGUAAAAGGGGAAAACAAAUCCCUUGCAAAUCCUAUAUAUUUGCAACAUUUUUGACAUUAUGAUCAAAUGACUUACGGUACACAGGUAACUGAUUCUCACUCUGAGCUUGGAGUGCCUGUGUUUUUUUAAGAUAGGUGUCCAGAUGUGGGAGGAUGAAAAUGGCAAUAGUUAAGUGGUGAAAUUGCCCGGACCGACUAGCUUGAUCGAUGUCCCUUUAAGAAGGUUUCCUUUAGCAAAAACUCGCCGAGUGUACCAUAAUUUAGAGCACAUUUACCUCUGUUCCACCUUUACUGCUUUAUGGAGCUACGUAACGACAAAUAUCGCUGUUUUAGGCCAAUUGUGUGCUUAAUUUAUUACUCAGUGCCCUUAAACCACGCGCAAAAUAAUUAAGUUAUGAAGAAGAUAUCAAACAAGCCUCAUCGGGGAUAUGGCACAAUUGUUUCAAGUUUCAAUACAUGUCCAUCCUUGUGAUCCGCAGAAACAGACAACAGAAAACAGUUUCAACAGCUAAAUAAUUAUAGCAAAACCGGACCAUUAAUUUUACUUUAAUUUGGAAUUCAAGUGAUGCGAAGACACGUUCAAGCUUUCUGAAGAUAUAGUAAAUAGCGUGACAAGACCCUUAAAUUACUUAUUAUUAAACUUGCAGAAAAGUGCUGAGGUUUGGAUUGUGUGGGCAUGGCGAAAUGACGACGACGCGAGUUCAGGUCUUACCCCUGCUUUGGUACACAGCCAAAAUGGGGUAUCAUCUAAAAAAUACAACCUGAUAAUGGAGACUAUGUCCAACGUGCCAACAUCUACUCCCUAUAAUGGAGCAAGUAAAGUGACGCUGCAGAGUUUGACCUUUGUCGGUACCUUGUUUGUUUUGAUCACUUUUGUAACUUCUUUUUAA
Porites lobata is the source of this 4949-nucleotide messenger RNA. Lineage: Eukaryota; Metazoa; Cnidaria; Anthozoa; Scleractinia; Poritidae. The record is from the annotation of a GenBank genome assembly.